ACCUCGUUCAAUACGAUGAUGACCAGUUUAUCCAGACUGUACCAAAAAAGUAUUUGAAAUCUAGAAUAAGAGAUAAAGAAGAUGAUAAUAUAUCUCAGACAGCUAGUAGAACGAUUUAUUACCCUCUUACAAAUUUCAAAAGACAAAGGUGUACAUCAGAUGUAACAUCUCUUCAUACAUCAGACUGGGUGGAGCAACGUCCGCGCCGAUUUUCAGCCCGAGUACAAGUUCCAGCAAAGGAUAUAUUUGAAAUUGGUUCAGAUGUCAUGGCCUUUUUUAAAGACGAUCUUUCAUGGUAUCCUGCAAAAGUUUUAGCCAGAAAGCUGACCGGAUAUCUGAUCCAGUAUAAUGACGACAGAUAUAUGGAGAUAGUACCUGAUAAGUUUUUAAGAUUGAUGGAACCAUCGAAAGACCAAACAGAAAACGGGGCAUCAACUACAUCAGAAGCAAGACAAAUAAAAAUACAUAAAGGAAGGUAUAUUCCGAGAGAUCCUAUUGUCAAACAUGUACCAGCAAAAGUAUUCAAGAUAAUUGACCAUGUGCAAAUUGAGGAAGAAAAAGAGAAGUCGUACCGACGUCUUGAACAUAAAGAAGAAAUUAUCAAAGCUGGCACAAAAAUACUUGCCUACUUUAGAGAUGACAAGCAAUGGUAUCCAGCAAAGGUUAUUGGCAGAAAAUCAUUUGGGUAUUUAGUCCGAUAUGAAGAUGACAAAUUUAUGCAAAUAUUGCCCCCAAAAUACUUGAAGAUAUGUUAGAUUUAUUUCCCCUUGAACAGAAACACUUCGAUGACAACUAUAGAUAUAAAUCAUUGAUUGAA
Mytilus californianus (California mussel) is the source of this 817-nucleotide messenger RNA. RefSeq lists its product as uncharacterized. The record is from RefSeq and is a predicted model, not a curated record. NCBI's taxonomy places the organism in Eukaryota, Metazoa, Mollusca, Bivalvia, Mytilida, Mytilidae. The coding region runs from base 267 to 755 and encodes 162 amino acids. The transcript has 7 exons.